This is a messenger RNA of Stylonychia lemnae, 870 nucleotides long. The record is from the annotation of a GenBank genome assembly. Lineage: Eukaryota; Ciliophora; Spirotrichea; Sporadotrichida; Oxytrichidae.
AUGAUGAAGAAGAAAACCUAACUAGAGGAGGAGAAAUCAGUCUCAAACCUCAGCUAUGAUAAAUAUGAUAAAGAGUACUAAGACAACAGUGGAGAAGAAGAGGGGGAUGAAGAGUCAGUUGAGCAGGCUAUUAAAUCUGAGGAUCUUAUUUUCAGACCUGAGAGCAAUUUAAGAUAAUGGCUUAAGAAGCGUGGGAAAGAGCAUUGCAUUGACUUUGACGAUGAAGAAUUAAAGCAACUGAGAAAUUACUUCAAUUCAUUAGAUGAGGAUGGCUCAGGCUCUAUAGGAGUGGACGAACUUGAAGAUCCUCUAAUUGCAUUAGGUUUAGUUGAGAACAGAUAAUAAGUUUAAGAAAUUGUAGACUUAGUUGACGAAGAUGGCUCUUAAUAAAUUGAAUUUGGAGAGUUCUUAUCCAUUAUCAAGGGUGGUAGUAAUGCAAUGUAGUCAAAAGAAGGUCAAAAUGCAGGUGGUGGCACUGGUGCUAUUUAUCAGUUCUUUAAGAAGUUAACUAGUGGAUAGCUUAAAGUGGAGGAAAAUCCAUAUAUACCCUUCUCAUUGUUUAUUAGUAGUUAUAGACGCAGAAAAAUCUUAGAUGCCAUGAUGAAUCCUAACAAGUCCAAAAAAGAGGAAGGCGAUAAAAUUCUUAAUAAUUACAAAAAAUAAAUAGCAGAGAAAAUGGCUAGGGAGAAGGCUGAAAGAGGAGAAACUCUAAGUUCAGCAACUGGUUCUAGAAAGAAAACUUUCAAUAAAAGCUCAUUUGAGGAUGAUGAAGAUGCUGGAUAUGGUAUGAGAAUGGGAGAAGGGGGAGGAAAUGAACCACCUGAACCUGAGGUUUUACUCUCUAUACUACAUAGAAGGACUAAAAAAUGA